Trichoderma gamsii is the source of this 852-nucleotide messenger RNA. RefSeq lists its product as hypothetical. Bases 1 to 852 code for a protein of 283 amino acids. The record is from RefSeq and is a predicted model, not a curated record. Gene Ontology annotation, biological process: L-valine catabolic process; thymine catabolic process. NCBI's taxonomy places the organism in Eukaryota, Fungi, Ascomycota, Sordariomycetes, Hypocreales, Hypocreaceae. The transcript is spliced from 2 exons. Gene Ontology annotation, molecular function: methylmalonate-semialdehyde dehydrogenase (acylating, NAD+) activity; malonate-semialdehyde dehydrogenase (acetylating, [NAD(P)+]) activity. Gene Ontology annotation, cellular component: mitochondrion.
AUGAACGAUUCAAUGGCAGUGGCCCCCAUGGGAGAGAUGAUGUCACCACCCCCCGAAGGUGGCAGCUAUCCAACACUAGAAGCUGUGCAGAAGGCAGUUUUGCGUUACUGCACCUCGGUGGGCUAUGCCAUCGUCAUUGGCCGAUCCAAGAAAACUGUCCCUGGUCUGAAAAAGGUCUUGUUCGUCUGUGACCGAGCUGGCAAGCCACCGAGCCGAGUUAGCCCCGAAUUCAGGAAACGAAAGACAUCUUCCCGGAAAUGCGACUGUCCCUUUGGCUUCUUUGCCAUUGAGCAACGGACCCAAUGGACCAUUCGUUACCGACCCGACCCCUCGCAUUUGCAACACAACCAUGGACCGAGCGAGAGCCCCUCAAAUCACCCUGCAGCCAGAAAGCUUGACAGCAAGAUGGUUGCUGCUGUGAAGCAGCUUAAGGACAAUGGUGCAGGCGUAUCUGAAACGCUGCAGAUUCUCCAAACGGAUAAUCCUGACUGUCACUUGCUGCCGAGAGACAUUUACAAUGCUCGGGCAGCCAUCAACCGCAACCCGCAGAAAGUGGCCACGGGCCUGGCGGAGAAUAGGCCGGCCAUAUACACCAAGCCGCAGCCGUCGCCCGAAGAUAGGAUACGAUCAGACCUGCGACGGGAGCUGGCCAAGGCGCGCGAGGACCUGAAGAAGGUGGAAGACGAGAAGCAAAAGGAGAUUGACGAUCUCAAGGCCAAGCUGGUGGAGAAGGACAAGAUUAUUGAAAAGUUUGAAAUGUUCAUUGACAUUUGCAACCAGAGAGUCAUGGUUCAAAGAGAAAGGCUGGCUGGGGGUCAUGAAGGCGGCGCGGCAGGCAGCUCGACUGGUUAA